CUUAAAUAUGUGACUCAGAAGAAGAAGAAAGGAGAAGAGUCAUGGCGGCUGACAGUUAGUAAUGAGCCAACAAACACAGAGAAGCUUCUUGCUUUGGAUCUACACCGUUUAAACUAGAGCCAGGGAGACAAACUCUGACGACAAGAUGCAGAUAACGUUGAAAACCUUACAACAGCAGACGUUCAAGAUCGACAUCGAUGAAGAGGAGACGGUGAAGAUAUUAAAAGAGAAGAUAAAAGAGAAGAUUGAAGAGGAGAAAGGAAAGGACCAUUUCCCAGUAGCUGGACUGAAGCUGAUCUAUGCUGGUAAAGUCCUCAGCGAUGACGCAGCGCUCAAAGAAUACAAAAUCACUGAGAAGAACUUUGUGGUCGUCAUGGUGACAAAGGCUAAAGCAGCCUCAGCCGCCCCGCAGCCUUCACCUGCCACUCCAGCUCCCAGCACUGCAGCUCCCGCAGCACCUGCUGCCUCGUCUUCCAGCUCUGAGAACACUUCAGAACGCUCCUCUUCAGACGACAAGCCAGAGGAGACACAGUCUCCGACCGCUGAACCAGCUUCCACCUCCGUUGGAAGCUCCGAGGCUUCGACGAACACAAACCUGAUUGAUGAGGCAGUUUCAAAUCUGGUGACGGGCGCAUCAUAUGACGCCAUGGUAAACGAGAUGAUGCUGAUGGGCUACGAGAGGGAGCAGGUGGUAGCAGCUCUGAGAGCGAGCUUCAACAACCCAGACCGAGCUGUGGAGUACCUGCUCACAGGUAUUCCAGGUAGAGAUUCUGGCCCUGCAGCAGGGCUCGAUGCGGUGGUGCCUCCAGUGAGUGGAGUUCACUCUGCACCUAUAGGCGGUAUUAGCCUUCCCGCUAACACUGGCUCUUCACCAAGCGGAGGCAACCCCCUGAGUUUCCUGAGAAGUCAGCCCCAGUUCCACGUGAUGCGACAGCUGAUCCAGCAGAACGCCGCCCUGCUUCCUGCCCUGCUGCAGGAGAUCGGCAGGGAAAACCCUGAGCUGCUGCAGGAGAUCAGCAGCCACCAAGAGCAGUUCAUCCAGAUGCUGAAUGAACCCAAUCCAGAGGCAGUGCCCGCUGGAGGUGGAGCGGGAGGAGGAGGAGGUGGAGGAGGAGGAGGGGGAGCUGGAGGAGUGGCGGCAGGUGAUACGGCCGGCGGGAGUCACAUGAGCUACAUCCAGGUCACGCCACAGGAGAAAGAGGCCAUUGAGAGGCUAAAAGCUUUAGGAUUUCCAGAGGGACUCGUUAUACAAGCCUACUUCGCUUGUGAGAAGAACGAGAACUUGGCCGCCAACUUCCUUUUACAACAGAACUUUGACGAUGAUUAAAUUGUCAUUUCGACUUUUUUUUUUUUUUCUUAUUUCUUCCUCUACUUUUGAUUGCUAAAUAUAUGUGUACAACAAGCCUUUUACAUUUCCAAAAAAAAAAGAAGUUUUAUUCACCACUUCCACAUUUACCUUUCUUAAUAACACUGGAUCAUUAUCAGCCGGUGUACGAGGACAGGCUGUUGUUUGUGAUCAGUUCGAAAUGGAGGAACAAUUAAAGUACAAUAACUUUGCAUCAGAAAUCACCUGUGUGCUAUUGAUUAUUUUUUUUAAUACUUCAGUUUAUGGUUUGCAGUAUGUGUCACAUUAUAGGUGAGGUUUGUUCAGACUAGAUCUGACAGUAUUCAUGCACUCUUAUUCUGUUUUUCUAAGUUGACAAGUUAUGGAGAAAAUUAAAGUUGUGCACAACAAACAAG
Molecule: messenger RNA, 1740 nt
Organism: Sebastes umbrosus (honeycomb rockfish)
Lineage: Eukaryota; Metazoa; Chordata; Actinopteri; Perciformes; Sebastidae
Gene: rad23b
Product: RAD23 homolog B, nucleotide excision repair protein
Exons: 10
Coding region: 146-1327 (393 amino acids)
Biological process (GO): proteasome-mediated ubiquitin-dependent protein catabolic process; nucleotide-excision repair
Cellular component (GO): nucleoplasm; cytosol
Molecular function (GO): polyubiquitin modification-dependent protein binding; ubiquitin binding; damaged DNA binding
Source: RefSeq, a predicted model, not a curated record